Messenger RNA from Apis mellifera (honey bee), 1728 nucleotides. RefSeq lists its product as uncharacterized. Lineage: Eukaryota; Metazoa; Arthropoda; Insecta; Hymenoptera; Apidae. Bases 420 to 848 code for a protein of 142 amino acids. The transcript is spliced from 2 exons. The record is from RefSeq and is a predicted model, not a curated record.
UAUUGCAUUCAGAUUGAUCGGAAUUGCGAUUUUUUGAUUCUUUUAUAACCCGCACUUAUUACUGUAUUAUCGCAUUAUCGUCUUAUCAUUGAAAUGACGACACGAUGGAAAACGUUCCUUGGCUCGAAUAACGUAUAUAAAUCUAAUCUGUAGCGGAAUAUUGUGGUUAUUCAUACCGGAUAUGUUGUUCGUUAAAUUUCCAGGAUCGUUCGUUAUUUGACAGUGAUCAUAAAAUAAAGAUUUAUUUUAUUUUUAUUUCAAUCUCUGUCUCAACAGUGUUUCGUCGAUAUUUUACUUGUCUACACGCGAUUUUAAAUAAUUGAAGUGAUCAUAUUAAUAAUUUUAUAAUUUGUUAUAAUAGUAAUUCGAAUAAUUGGCGAAAAUAUCGAAUUUAGAUUUAUUAAAAUUGAUCGAGCAAUAUGUUACUUUUAACAAGUGGUUUCUUUGUUAUUCUCAUUGUUCAAUUGCCAAUAACAUUGGCAAGAUUUAUGGUCAACGAUGAGUUGGACAAAUUACCUGAUGAGUUGAGAAUUGUGUCAUCAGAGUUGAAACCUCCGGAAAUUAAGCUCGAAUUGUUAAAAGACUUGAAGGAUAAAAAAAAUAUGGGUACAAUAGAAUACAUAAUUACGUAUGAUGACAACACAGAGUUGAAGAAUGGAAACAUUAAUGACUACAUAGUGAAAAAUAAUAUCGAAAAAAACUUGAAGAAAGACAUCAAUGAAAGACAUCACAAAAACGAAAAAAAUAAAUUAUCUUCUAAAAGGAUUAUUAGCAAUAUGAAUGAAUGUCCCAAGAAUCAAAAAUUAGAUCAUUUCGGAAAGUGUAGACAGAUCUUUCAUUUCACAUGAACAUUGGAGAACAGCUGCAAUUGAUCAGACUUUCAAGGAUAUAGAGUUGAAUGUGAUUUUUCAUUACGAAAGAUUCUUAAAAAAAUCUCUGAAAUCAAGAAACUUUUGUUUCUUUUAUGAUAUAAAAAUUUAUGAUAAAGUAAAGAAUUAUUUAUAAAAUCCGAGGAACACUAUUCUAUAGACAGCUACAAAUGAUUGUUGAAAUUUAAAAUUAAGCUUAUUGAAAAUUUCAAUUAAAAUUAUGUAUAUUUAUAUAAAUUUACUCUUUUCAAUUAUAUAAUAAAUUUAACAACUUUCUAAAAAAAGAUUAUUAUAAAAUUUGUAAAUAUAUUGAAAUUCUGCUUUUAAAUCAUUGUAUAUAUAUUCUUGUUAAAUUUAAACAAUCAUCUUUAAAAUUGAAAGUAAGAAAAUUAUUCAUUUCCUUAAUUAAAACUUCGAUAUUUAUAAAUUAUAAAUUAUAAUAUAUUUUUUUAAUAUUUGUAUUACUUCAGUAUUACUUUUCUCUUGUAUUUCAUAUCAGUUAAAAAUUGUUUUCGUUGUCAUGAAUACUUCUAAAUAUGGAAUAUAAAAAUUAUAUAAAAACAUGAUCAUUAUCCAAAUCAUCUCUAUUUUCGUUAAAUCUGUAUAAUUCUUUCAAUGAUUUCUUCACUUGUUAUCAUUUGUCAUAUUUUCGAUCAAAUUUAUACUCAUCAUUUUUUCAAUUCUAUGUAAUUAAACCUAUGUAAUUUAUUUUAUUCUUGUAUAGAAUAUAUUAAAUAUUUGUUUUUUUAUCGAUCUAAAUAACAAAUGCUCGAAUAAUCUAUCGCAUUUAUAUUUUCCUUGUUAAGCACAUACAAGACUAUUUUAACUUUCUAUUUUAAAAUAAAGAUUUCUUUCCUAU